AUGACGACGUUAGACGGCGCCGGCGACGCGUCAGGCUCGAGCUAUACUCUCGCCGACGAGAUCCUCCUCCUCCAGGAUGAACCCUACAUCAUCCCACAAGAGGUCGCCGUCGACGACAUGAAUCCCUCCGAACAGAUCUCCACACUCGACACCGCCAUCGACGCAAUCACUUCCAGCCCAGACAACGUGUCCAAUCCAGAGAUCUACGACCUCAUCCGCUCCUACCUCAAGCACUUCCCGAAUCUCUGUCCCAAUGCCUGCAACAAGCUCCUCGACGUCAUUGCUUCCGGCAUGUCCAAUGCCCUCGACGAGGCGCAGCGCGAACUCGAUGGCGAGGAUCCCAACGCCUAUGCCUCCCACGCAGAGACAUUGGAACGGUUCGCCUUCCUUCUCCAGUGGCUCGUAUCGGUGGCCGAAAAGCACAGCGGCGCCAGAAGCGACAACGCAUCUUCCGCCGCUGCCAUCACCGCCGCUAGAGGCGGUCGCCGAGGCACAGGAUCCAAGUCGGCCGCCGCAGCCGCCGCCGCCAAGUCCGGCUCCGGCAAGGCAGACGCAUGGGCAUGGUCCAACUCCAUCCCCGCCGUGCUCGCACUCAUGUCCAAAGCCGCUCGCGUGCGCAGCGAACGUAUGUGGACCGUCUCGGCCGCCCGCGACGCUUUCGUCUCCGGCUGUCUGCUCCGUCCCGCACUCUUGCUCCAGGAAAACGAGUCGUACCUCAAAGUACAGCCCAUCAAGCUCGGCAUCUUCAAGGUCAUCUGUCAAGCCGUAAAGGCGCAUGGUCAGGCUUUCAGCGCCCAGACCAGCAUCAUGCAGAGCCUCCAGUACUACGAACACCUCGCAGAGCCCAUGGCUGAGCUGCUCGCCGUCAUGCGUCUCGAAUUCGACUACGAGCGCCUCGGCGAGGAGGUCCUCCGCGAGGUCGCCGCAAAGAGCUUCGGCGCCAUGGACACAAAGAGUCCGCGCUCCUUUGGCCGCUUCCUCGUACGCAUGGCCGAGCUCAGCCCACGCAGCGUGCUCAAGCAGAUCAGCCUCCUGCAGAAGCACCUCGACUCCGAGUCGUAUCCCAUGCGCAACGCCCUCAUCGAGACCCUCGGCCUGCUCAUCAAGGAGCUCGCUCUCACAGACGACUCGCUCAACGCCGACGGCGCCGCCAACGGCGCAGGCACCGACGAGGGCGCCGACGAGAACCGCGGCACCGCAGAGGCGCGCAAGAAGCAGAUCGAGACCUUCUUCGAUCUGCUCAUCGAGCGCUUCCUCGACCUCAACUCCUACGUCCGCUCCAAGCUCAUCACCGUCUGCGCGCGCCUCCUCGACCUUCCCACCAAGUUCCCCAAGCAGCGCACAGAGAUCACCAACAUGGUCAUCCGCCACCUCGAAGACAAGAGCAGCGGUGUGCGCAAAAACGCAAUCGCCCUUCUCACCAAGCUCAUCCUCACCCAUCCCUUUGGCAUGCUCCACGGUGGCGAGCUCAGCUUGCAGGAGUGGCAGGCGCGUUUCGACCUCGUCUCCAAGGAGCUCGAGGAGACCGAAGGCUCGCUCAACCUGCCUGGCGAAGACACAGUCGACCAGGACGCAGACUCGGAAGACGAAGAUGAGGACGAAGAAGAAGAUGACGAUGAAGACAUGGACGAGGACGGCGACGAGACCGUCACCAACGAUGACGAGGAUGAAGAAGAAGACGACGAGGAUGCGCCUCCGCGUCGCAAGUCGGCCAGCAAGUCCAAGUCCAAGAGCACAAAGCCCAAGGCCAAGAAGGGCCGUCGAUCCGGUGUCGACAUGCAGGCCCUCGCUGCCGCCCAGGCCGAGAUGGAGCCUGUCGACGCCGAAAAGGUGAUGCGUCUGCGUCUCACCAAGCGCUACUACACCGACGCCAUCGCCUUCAUCACGCAGAUCGAGACGGCCAUGCCCAACCUCACCCUGCUGCUCGCCUCCACCAACAAGGCCGAGGUGCUCGAGAGCAUGGAGUUCUUCCGCGUCGCCUACGAGUACAAGCUCUCCGGUGCUGCCGCCGGUGUGCGCAAGAUGGUCCACCUCAUCUGGACCAAGGACAACGCGCUCGUCAUGGAGGACGGCAGCCAGCUCAAGGGCGUCCGCUCGCGUCUCAUCGAGGUCUACCGUGCGCUCUACUUUGAUGCGCGGGCCGAUAUGAACGCCAAGGACAAUGUCGCGCGCAUCGCCAAGAACAUGAUCGAACGCACCUUUGGCGCCACGCUCGCCGAACUCACCUCGCUCGAAGAGAUGCUCAAGACGAUGCAGAUCGAGAAUCUCGUGCAUCCAGAGGUGGUCAACAAGCUCUGGGCCGUCUAUUCCGCGCCCCGCGCCAUCUCGGCCGCCCAGCGACGAGGAGCAAUCAUUGUGCUCGGCAUGCUCGCCACCGCCAGGCGCGAGAUCAUCUCGGAGCAGAUCGACGUGCUGCUGCGCGUCGGCCUCGGCCCGCUCGGCGCACGCGACGUCGUGCUGGCCAAGUACACGUGCGUCGCGCUGCAAAGACUCGGCGGCAGCGUUAAGAAGGUCAAGGGUGCGCUGAGCGACGAGAGCGUGCGCUAUCCCAUGAGCCACCCGCUCUUCGGAAGGCUCAGGGCGGCGAUCCAGAUGUCCGGCGACGUGCUCAAGGGCGAGAGCAAGGCGGAGUGGUUCAGCCUCGCCGAAAACGCCAUCAACACCGUCUACCUGCUGGGCGAACAGCCGGACGCCAUGUGCACCGAGAUCAUCUGCAGCAUGACCUCGCGUGUAUUUGGCGGCAAGCCUGCAGUUCGUGCGGCCAGCCCGUCGAGUGCCAUGGACGAGGACCGCGACGACGCUGGUAGCGACGUUUCCAUGGCCGAUGCCAGGGAGUCGCUCUCCGGUGCCGACGCGCCUGUGACGGGCGAUGCAUUCCAGCUGGCCCAGCUGCUCUUUGUCGUUGGCCACGUGGCACUCAAGCACAUCGUCUACCUCGAACUGGUGGAGCGCGAAUACAAGCGCCGCAAGACCGAGGCGGACAAGGAGAAGGCGGUGGCCAAGGCGGUAUCCGAGGGCAAGGCGAGCAAGGCUGCUGCCGCUGCCGCUGCUGCCGCGGUCGAGGAGCUCGACCAGGUGGCGGGCAAUGCCGAGGACGAGAUCGGCGAGGUGAUAGCGAGCGUGCGCGAGAAGGAGCUGCUGUACGGCAACCGCAGUGUGCUGGCCAUGUUUGGCCCAAUCGUCACGCACGUCUGCAGCAGCCCCAAGUCGUACCCGAACGAGCUCGUGCGACGUGCAGCCGUGCUGACGCUGUGCAAGUUCAUGUGCGUCUCGUCGACGUUCUGCGAAGCGAACCUUGCGCUGCUGCUGCUUCUCACCAAGUCCAAGGAUGCGGUGAUCCGCAGCAACGUCGUGAUUGCGCUGGGCGACAUUGCGGUGUGCUUUGGCUCGCUGGUCGACGAGAACUCGGACCGGCUCUACGCGGGUCUGGGCGAUCCGGACCUGUCGGUCAAGAAGCACACGCUCAUGGUGCUCACCCACCUCAUCCUCAACGGCAUGAUCAAAGUCAAGGGUCAGCUGGGCGAGAUGGCCAAGUGUCUCGAGGACCCCGAGCCGCGCGUGUCGGACCUGGCCAAGCUCUUCUUCAGCGAGCUCGCCACCAAGGAGAAUGCGGUGUACAACAAUCUGCCGGACAUCAUCUCGCAUCUGUCCAUCGGCAAGCACGCCGUGGACGAGGAGACGUUCGCGCGCACCAUGAAGUUCAUCUUUACCUUUAUCGACAAGGAGAAGCAGGCGGAGAAUGUGGUGGAGAAGCUGUGCCAGCGAUUCCGCAUGGCGUCGGAAGAGAGGCAGUGGCGCGACAUUGCCUUCUGCCUGUCGCUGCUGCCGUACAAGAGCGAGCGCUCCAUCAAGAAGCUCAUCGACGGACUGCCGUUCUACCAGGACAAGCUGUUCCAGCCCGAGGUGUACAAGCGCUUCCAGGAGAUCCUGGCCAAGGCGCGUGCCAACAAGACCGCCGGUGGUGCAGGUGCCGGACGCGGCGCUGGCGGUGCUGCGGCAGGCGGCGCCGCCGGCGAGGGCGCGGGUGAUCUGCGCGAGUUCGAGGAGAUCCUCGCCCAGGCCGCGGCCAAGGGCGAGCAGGACGAGGCGCUGGAGGGCGCUGCUCAAGCCAAGGUCGCCAAGCUCACCAGAGGCAAGGGCCGAGGCAAGACGAGCAGCGCGGCAGCUACGGGCGCGGCCAAGAGGGCGACGCGCGCGAGUCGCAGGAUCUCGGUUGCCAGUGAGGCCUAG
Moesziomyces antarcticus is the source of this 4230-nucleotide messenger RNA. RefSeq names its product mitotic chromosome condensation-related protein. Gene Ontology annotation, biological process: meiotic chromosome condensation; mitotic cell cycle; mitotic chromosome condensation. NCBI's taxonomy places the organism in Eukaryota, Fungi, Basidiomycota, Ustilaginomycetes, Ustilaginales, Ustilaginaceae. Bases 1 to 4230 code for a protein of 1409 amino acids. The transcript has a single exon. The record is from RefSeq and is a predicted model, not a curated record. Gene Ontology annotation, molecular function: histone binding. Gene Ontology annotation, cellular component: nucleus; condensed chromosome, centromeric region.